Euleptes europaea (tarantolino) is the source of this 1650-nucleotide messenger RNA. Its product is annotated as acetylcholinesterase-like. NCBI's taxonomy places the organism in Eukaryota, Metazoa, Chordata, Lepidosauria, Squamata, Sphaerodactylidae. The coding region runs from base 1 to 1650 and encodes 549 amino acids. Gene Ontology annotation, cellular component: plasma membrane. The transcript has 3 exons. Gene Ontology annotation, biological process: choline metabolic process; acetylcholine catabolic process. Gene Ontology annotation, molecular function: acetylcholinesterase activity. The record is from RefSeq and is a predicted model, not a curated record.
AUGACAUCUGGUUUACACCGAGUGCUUUUAUGCCUGCUUCUUCUGUUCCUGCUGAGCUCCAGUUUUGCUUCUGGGGACGAUACCGUGGUGGUCACUAGCAGUGGUCCCGUCAAAGGCAGGCACCUCACAACAUCGUCUGGUAUGGUGACGGCUUUUCUGGGCAUCCCUUAUGCUGAACCUCCUGUGGGGAGCCUGCGUUUUCAGAAGCCCCUUCCCCACAAGCCUUGGAACCACAUCUUACAGGCUACCAGCUUCGGAAAUUCCUGCUACCAGCAGAGCCUAGGCACUUUGAGCUACGAAAUAUAUUUAGAAUCCGACUCCACCUUGCCACUUGCCGAGGACUGCCUUUUCCUCAACAUCUGGGUGCCUCAUCCCCGGCCUUCUGCCCCAGCCUCUGUUCUUGUCUGGAUCCAUGGAGGCGGUUUCUUUAGUGGGAGCGGUGCCCUCGACAGGAGCUUCUUGGCUGCGACUGAGAAUAUCAUUGUGGCUUCUAUGAACUACCGUCUAAGUGCGUUGGGCUUUCUCUCACUACCCCCAGAUGCUCCAGGAAAUAUCGGCUUUUGGGACCAACAUCUGGCAUUGAGCUGGUUGAAGGAGAACAUGGCUGCCUUUGGUGGGGAUCCAACCCGGAUAACCCUGGGUGGUCAGAGCGCUGGGGCUGCAUCCGUCGGCUUCCAUCUUCUCUCUCCAGUGAGCCAGGAUUUAUUUGCUCAGGCCACCUUACAAAGCGGAGCCUCCAUUUCCCCCUGGGCUUGGGUGAGCCCCGAGCAGGCCCAGGUGAGAGGGGAGACCCUGGGCCAGAUACUUGGCUGUAGUGGGAACAGCAACAGAAUCAUUGUGAGCUGUCUGCAGAGGAAAAACCCAGAAGAGAUUAUGCUCAAAUUGCCCAUCUUAAGUCAGAAGAUUUUGAUAGACACUGUCUUUGUGCCAACGACAGACGGGGAAUUCCUCCCAGAUGCCCCCCGGAAACUUCUGGAUGCGAAGAGUUUCCCGGUUAAACCUGUCCUGACUGGCUUCACUUCCACGGAGGGUUCCCUGUUCCUCUCAGCCAGUGCACCUGGUUUUAGCCUCUACAAUAACAGUCUGAUCAACCAUCAGCAACUACUGGAGGGCCUCCGCCUCUUGCUUCCAGAAGCUUCUGACAGCGCAAUUAAGAUGGCUGAUGUCGCCUACACUGAUGGGGGGCACGGGGAGGCACAGUAUCGAAACGCAUUGGUUAAAGCUUCAGGGGACUAUCUCUUCUUGUGCCCGGUGGCUGUGGUGGCCCACGAGAUGGCAGAAGCUGGAAGCCCCGUUUUUGCAUACUCUUUCAGCCACCGCCCUUCCUUCAUAUCUGCUGUGCCUGACUGGAUUGGGGUACCCCACUGCGCUGAGCUGCCCUAUGUGUUUGGUGACCCACUGUCUGGGGCAGGUGGCAACAUCACAUACACACCGGCGGAGGUGGAACUCAGCCAAAGGGUUAUGCGGUAUUGGGGAGAGUUUGUAAAGACCGGAUUCCCUGAUGGGGAAAAAGGAAGGAGCUGGCCUGUUUAUUCAGGGGAAAGUUUCUUCCAGAUAAGCACACAUCCUGCUCAUGAUGAUGAUGAUGAGAUAGCUAUUGGUUACUGCAUCCUCUGGGAGCUGUUGGCCACUGGGGAUCCUAGAGCAUGA